AUGGAGGAAGGCAAGAAGCCCGCAACCGCGGCUGAGCGCAUGGUAGCAACUGGCUCUGUCCUGGCGCGAGGCAUGGGAGCCAAGGCGGAGGCCCCCAAGGCAAAGGCGAAGCCGGCCGCGGCUAUGCCCACCACCUCGAAGUACGCCGGCUCCGCAGCGAUGACCCAGGCCGCCCCAAGGACGGUGCUGAACAUCGUCAGCGGCAAGCCGGUCGCUGCCGGCGAGGUCGCCAGCAGCGCGUAUACCACGAGCUCCGUUGGCCCUGCCAGGGGCUAUGCCAAGGCUGCCGGCGCCGUUCUGCCCAGCAGCGCCCCAAAGAUCGGGCCACCUGCCGUGGCUGUGGGACGCGCCAUGGCUGAGGGACGCCCUGCCGUGUCUAUGGCUAAUGGCAAGUUGGUCACCACCAUCAGCAAGAAGUACCAGAUCGUGUUCGUGACCAGCGAAGUGGCACCCUUCUCGAAGACUGGAGGCCUGGGUGAGGCGAUGGACGGUCUGCCCAUUGCUCUCGCGGCCCUGGGCCACCGCUGCAUGGUCAUCUCUCCUCGCUACGACCAGUACAAGGAGGCUUGGGACACGGGCUACUGGGGCUCC
Messenger RNA from Symbiodinium sp. CCMP2592, 591 nucleotides. The record is from the annotation of a GenBank genome assembly. Lineage: Eukaryota; Dinophyceae; Suessiales; Symbiodiniaceae.